UGUGACGCUGGGGUUGUCUCACCACACACAGCGACCUUUCCAUUACCAACACCAAGUCCAGUCUCAGAAGGAGUCGCCUGACGCGCAGCGCCGAUAGCAGCAAGGUGUUUCUCCGUUCUCUGUUGCGAAGCAGCAGAAGGGUAAUCAGAGCACGGGGAGGGUUGGGGGACGUUUUCGGAGACGCAAGGGGACCUCGAGUUCUACGUUCUCUGCACGAUGAGGGAAGUCUGAGGUGGCAGUCCCCCGUCCAGUCACGCUUCCUUCGGCGGUAACCAAGGUCUAGCUCAUGAACCGGUGUCCUCUGGCGUGGAAUUCUGUUUUCACUUAGAACUCUGCUUCUUGGACAAAUGCAUACAAAUGCAUUUAGGAGCCCAACGGACAAGGAGUGGACAAGGUUCUCUCACAGCGAAAACGAGAGUCCUCCUUUUGCUCCUGUCAGUAUGUGCCACUGUGCUCUUCGCAGAAGAACAUUCACAAGCUCAAGGUGUAGAUCUCAUACUCCAGCUGGGCCUGUCUGGCCACAGAGACACCACCCGCUCCUCCUGGAUCUCCUCCUCCUCCUCUGCCUCCAGCCCUCCUGUUCCCUCCAUCUCGCCUCUCUCUGCCCUCCCCCCCGGGGCCGGCGUGACUCUGGGCCGUGACGCCCUCGUUGAGGCCCCUGCGGCGGGUCUCCUCCCCGCAGGCGUGGAGGAAGAGUUCUCCCUCGUCGUGAGCCUCCGCUCGCGGCCGUCCGGCCACGCCUUCGUGUUCAGCCUCCGGGACGGCGCCGAGCGCCUGCAGUUUGGCGUGCAGCUGCUGCCCGGCCGGGUGGCGGUGUACACGGGUGGCAGGGCAUCCGUCUACUUCGCGUACGAGGCGCAGGAUGGCUGCUGGCACUCCUUCGCCGUGGCGGUACGCCCGCGUUCCGUGUCCUUCCACGCCCGCUGCGGGACCCUGCGCUACAGCGAGGAGACGCUGAGCAGGCGCUGGGCAGCGGGGCCGGACGGGCGCGUGGCCGUGGGGAGGAUGAGCCCCAGGGCGGCGCAGUUCGAGGGAUCUCUGUGUCAGCUGGAGAUCUACCCAUCAGCGCAGGUCGCCGCGCACUACUGCGACUACCUUAAAAAGCACUGCAGACUGGCCGACACUUUCCGAUCGCCCUCAUCCCUAUCCCUCUCAGCGCACCCCUCUCUCGGGUCCCCUGGGUCUACCCCAGUUGCCUCGCCUACCCCCUCGGAAUCACACGCAUCCCGGCCAGCUGCCCUCCCAGCCGAAGUUACAAGCCCCACGCUCAGGGAGCCUUUAGGGCAGCUUCGACCUACGAAUGCUUCCUCUCGGGCUGUGCUGAGCAGCGGUGCCACUGAGCCUGCCAGUUCUCCUUCGAUCUUCCCAAGCCCGGUGCACGUGCUGGAUCUUCCCCCAAGGACUAGCACCAGAGGCCUUCCACGUGAGGGGGAGCCCCAGGGGGACGAUGACACAGAGGGCCACCCGACAAGGCCCCGCGCCACUCGGGCCACCCCGGACCUGAUUGCCUUACGCAGGCCGGACAGCCGGAGAGAUCCCCCGAGCGACAGCAUCCCGCCUCUGCCCAGCAACAGCCUGAUGGAGACCCAGCUGAAGGUGAACGGCGCCACUUUGUACAGGCAACAGGAUGAGCACGACCAGCAAGAGAGGCUGAAGGACAACCACGAUUGGACUUACGACACAGGAGAUACCGAGGCGUACGGAUAUGAUUACGGGUUUGAGGAAGGAGAAUAUUUCUUCGACUAUGAUGGCUUCGAUGGUCUGAAAGGGGACCCGGGCCCUUCGGGUCCUCCCGGGCUUCCUGGACUCCCUGGGCCCCCAGGAAAGCGAGGCCCUCGGGGUCCUCCAGGUCCUCAUGGGAACCCUGGCCCACCUGGUGUACCUGGCCCAAAGGGUGAAAAGGGGGAUUCGGGUCUGUCCCCAGGUCAGGCACCAAAAGGAGAAAAGGGUGAGAAAGGCCGCCCAGGUCUGCUGGGCCCCAAAGGUUUCGUAGGCCCACCAGGCCCCAAAGGCUAUGCAGGCCCACCAGGUCCUGCAGGAGAACAGGGUGUGCCAGGGUUGCCAGGCAUGAUCGGGGCAGCAGGUUACCCUGGCAGGCAGGGAUUUGCAGGCCCAGAGGGAAACCCUGGAUCUAAAGGUGUUAUUGGUUUCAUCGGACCCCCGGGUGCAGCAGGUCUGGUGGGGCCACAGGGCGAGAGAGGGAGUCCAGGCCCUGUGGGAAAGAAAGGCCCCAAAGGCAGACAGGGCACGCUCGGUGGCGUAGGGGAGAGGGGCCCUCCAGGCCCUGAUGGGAAAGAGGGACCUGUCGGAGGAACUGGCACAGGUGGCUUCCCUGGUCUCCGAGGCGACCCUGGGCCUGAGGGACCACGUGGACUGCCUGGCAUUGUGGGACCUCAGGGCCCGGCAGGAGGGGUGGGGCCACCUGGAUUGAAAGGUGAUAAGGGUGAACCUGGAUCAAGGGGUGAACCAGGAGAACACGGUUACCAAGGUGACAAAGGUGCUGCAGGAGUUUCAGGACUGCCCGGACCACGCGGAAAGCCCGGACCACUGGGGAAGACAGGUGAUCCAGGAGCCCCCGGACAUGCAGGGCCUCCUGGACCUGAGGGGUUUCCCGGAGACAUCGGCGUUCCAGGUCCUAACGGCCCGCCGGGACCGAAGGGUGUUGAAGGGGCGCGAGGGCUUGCAGGGCCCACAGGGCCAAAGGGCACAGAGGGUGAUGAAGGCCCUUUGGGUCCACAUGGUGGACCUGGUCCAACUGGCAGACCUGGAAGGAAAGGUUAUAUUGGUGAGCUGGGACCUGAUGGAGUGAAGGGUGAAGUCGGCGAUCCAGGAACCCCUGGAAAGAGUGGCCCUCCAGGACCAGCGGGGCUUAUUGGACCAGCAGGUGACGUCGGCCCGCCCGGGGAGAAGGGCAAUCGUGGACCAGCAGGACCUUUGGGUCCACCAGGCGAGAAGGGCUCAAUGGGCUACCCAGGUCUGCCCGGAGGGUCCGGGGAUGUGGGACCCCAGGGGCCUCCAGGUCCACAGGGCUUGAGAGGUGCAGUAGGUGUUCCUGGGAUGAAAGGCCGGAGGGGGCCAAGAGGAGGUGAUGGGCCCCUUGGAGAGCCUGGUCCUGAGGGUAGCAAGGGAGAGAAAGGAGCAGCUGGCAAGAAAGGAUCUCCUGGGUUUAUAGGCAAAGCUGGAGCACCAGGGAAGAGAGGCUCCCCAGGCACACCAGGAGGUGCAGGACCUUCUGGCAGUCCUGGAAGGAAGGGCCCUCAUGGUGAGCCUGGAGCCAGAGGACCUCCAGGAGACCCAGGAGCAGAUGGAGAACCGGGUCUCGAGGGGUCUCCAGGACCUGAGGGAGAGCAGGGCUUUCCCGGAGAGCCUGGGCCGAAGGGUGAAAUAGGACCAGCAGGGGCAGAAGGGGAGGAGGGACAGCAGGGUGUAAGGGGUCCUCUGGGUCCAGCAGGAGAAGAUGGACCUCAGGGAAAGGAUGGGCCGAAGGGAGAACCAGGUGACCGUGGGCCAAUAGGAGAGCCAGGAGACAGGGGCGAGGUUGGUGACCCUGGCCCUCCUGGAACUCCUGGGUUACCUGGUGCAAAAGGAUUCCCAGGGCCGGAGGGAAAACCAGGGUUACCUGGCAACCGUGGCCGUAGCGGCAAGAAGGGCGAGCGAGGUGCUCCGGGUCAGCCGGGUGAGACGGGCUCCCCUGGGGAUCUGGGACAGGCUGGGGAGAAGGGGCUGAAAGGUGCUCGGGGGACCCGGGGCCCACCGGGUCAACCAGGAGUUAUGGGUCUGCAGGGAGAACCAGGAAUGGAAGGGUACACUGGUCACACUGGCAAGCCUGGCUUGCUUGGCCCGCCAGGACCAAAAGGUGAAAAGGGUUACCCUGGAGAUGACAGUAAGACUCCAGGACCUCCGGGGCCCUUAGGUGAACCAGGUCCUCCAGGAGAGAGAGGUGAGAGAGGAGAACCAGGAGACGAUGGAUAUCAGGGUCAUGUUGGAGUCACAGGUGCCCGUGGAUCCAUGGGCCAGCAGGGGCCGCCGGGAUUACCUGGCAUUCCUGGUAAAGAAGGACCCAAAGGAGAUAAAGGAACUCAGGGACUACAAGGAAAAAAAGGUGCUCGAGGUCUGACAGGUUCACCUGGCCCAGAGGGGCCUACAGGUCUGCCAGGGCCCAAAGGCAUGAUGGGAUAUCCUGGACCUGAUGUCCCUCCUGGGUUACCAGGGUUACCAGGACUGCCAGGCCUAAUGGGCCACAGAGGUCAGCGUGGAGCCCCGGGCCCUGAGGGGAGGGCGGGGCUUCCUGGUCUGCGUGGGGACGUCGGCCUGCCCGGUGCUGUCGGAGACAGAGGGCCAUCCGGGUUGCAGGGUGAGAGAGCUUUGCCGGGUGAGAGGGGACCGGCCGGCACUAAGGGCAUGGAGGGUGCCUCCGGAGACCAGGGCAAGAUGGGUGACCCUGGGGUCAAAGGUCAACGGGGUGAAUCUGGUGAACAAGGCAUGCUUGGUCUCCAAGGUUUCCCAGGGCCCAAGGGUCCGGACGGUGAUUUGGGCUUUGCUGGUGCUUCUGGACCCAAAGGCCCAAUGGGGCCACUGGGUUUCACAGGUCCCAUAGGUCCAGUCGGGAUGGUUGGUCCGAUGGGGAGACCAGGUCCCCAAGGGCCCAAAGGAGGAACAGGAGAAAUGGGUCCCGCAGGGCCACGGGGUAGUCCAGGACCGAGGGGUCGACCCGGAGCUCCUGGGCCAGCGAGACGCCUGCGCGUGGAUGCAGCCACACUGGCCUUGGCGGAGUCCAACACGGCACUGCAGGAGAGUUACCAGAACACUCAGGUGUCCCUGGCGGACCAGAGCACGGAGAUCUUCAAGACCCUGGACCAGCUGAGCAACCUGAUCGACAGCAUCAGGACACCAGUGGGCUCUCGCGAGAACCCUGCCCGCUUCUGCAGAGACCUCCUGGAAUGCCAGCAGAGGAUGGCAGAUGGAAUGUUCUGGAUUGAUCCAAACUUGGGCUGCACUUCAGACGCUGUCCAGGUGUUUUGUAACUUCUCAGCAGGAGGCCAGACGUGCAUUCACCCCCUCGCCACUGAUAAGGUGGCGUUCGGCGUCAGUAAGGUCCAAAUGAAGUUCUUGCACUUGCUGAGCACAGAGGCCACUCAGACCAUUUCACUCCGCUGCCACAGUGACCCGGCAGUGGUCGCCACGGAGACGCCAGGGCCCUUGCGUUUCCAGGGUUGGAAUGGCCGGGUGUUUGAAAAAGACUCUAAACUGCAGACGCAGGUGCUUCAAGAUGACUGUGAGGUGCACGACGGCAGCUGGCAGCGAUCUUGGUUCCUCCUCCAGACUCAGGACCCCGCGCAGCUCCCCGUCGUGGCCGUCCAGGGUCUCCCACCGAACAGCACAGGGGCCUGGCGCCACCUGGAGGUGGGACCCGUCUGCUUCCUCUGAGCCUGUCUUCCACGCCCCUUGUCCAGGCCCAAAGGGACUUGCGCGUCAAGAUGGCUGCUCUCACAUCGGGGCUGUUGAGAAAGGAGGUUCUCCUGGCAUGUGUUGGGGGUUUCCCACUAAGCCCCACCCCUGUCCCCCAUUUACAGGGGGUUCCCCACUAAGCCCUGCCCCUACGCUCUCAUUUAUGGGGGGGGUUCCCUGAGACCACUAAGCCCCACACC
Molecule: messenger RNA, 5648 nt
Organism: Electrophorus electricus (electric eel)
Lineage: Eukaryota; Metazoa; Chordata; Actinopteri; Gymnotiformes; Gymnotidae
Gene: col24a1
Product: collagen type XXIV alpha 1
Biological process (GO): extracellular matrix organization
Molecular function (GO): extracellular matrix structural constituent conferring tensile strength
Source: RefSeq, a predicted model, not a curated record